AUGGCGUCCGUACCAGAAUACUCUGCAGCAGGCAGAACUAGGUCUUUUGAUGGCACCACCCUUGCCAGCUCCGAUGGAAGCUCAACACAUCAAGAGAACGCCUCAGCUCAAGAUGGUUCGAUGGAGGAGUUGGAGGGCACUGAAACUGUUUUCUUGAAUAAAGACAUAUCAACACCAAGCCAUGGACCAGAGACCUCCACUAAAUCUCUUACACAAUCCUCAAAAUCAUCUCAUGCCUCAGAUGACGACGAACCGCGCAAAUGCUGGAUCUGCUACACAGAUGAAACGGAGGAUUCACCGCUCAACCUGGAAUGGCGGUCGCCUUGCCCUUGUGCCUUGACAGCCCAUGAGGCAUGUCUCCUCGACUGGCUUGCAGACAUGGAGAACCCCAGGUCCCGCAGGAACAGCACCGCGAAAAUGACGUGUCCCCAGUGCAAGACGGAGAUUGUUGUCGCUCGUCCGCGGAGCUAUGUCGUCGACGGUCUUCGAUUGAUCGAGCGAGCAGCAGGCCGAUUGGUUCUUCCUGGCAUGAUGUUCACAGUGGCCGGUACUUUGUGGGCUGGUUGCCUGGUUCACGGGGUUUAUUCAAUGCAAAUCGUUUUCGGGCCCGAGGAAGCUACAGAGCUCUUCGAUGAGGUCAUGAAUGGCCCAUGGAGUCCCUCGAUGGCUGUCGGGUUGCCGCUAAUCCCUCUUGUUUUGAUAUUCUCUCGCACCCGCUAUGGUUCGGGGCUUCUCCCGGCCAUUCCAAUUCUUUUCUUCACUUCACAUCAUCCGGGGCCCGCGACUGGCGAGUUAUGGCCACCAAGUCCGGCUAUGGCGUUCUCCACGCUACCAUAUAUCAAGUGUUUCUAUGGGUUGGUCUAUGAUCGGAUAUUCGGUCCCCUCGAACGUAAAUGGAUUGCCGAAGUACAGCCUCGCGCCACUGAAGAAACCCUGGAUGAUGCACAAGAACAAGACCAGGCGGAGGGUCUCAACAGAUUUGAUGAUGAGGGGGAUGGAAAUUUCCUGAUGGAGAUUGACCUACAGUUGCAAAUGGGACUGGGUGAUGGUGAUGAUGUAGAUCUCGAGUUGCCCAUGGGGCAAAACGAGGAUGCCGACGGUGGUGGUCCGAACGAACAAGCGCAAGACGCUGAUCAAAACAACGGAUUGGGACUUGGGAGGCACCGUCAUGAGAUCAUUAACGAUACCAGCAAUCUCGCUGAUAUUGUACUUGGGGCACUUGUCUUCCCGGCGAUUGCAGCUUCAAUGGGUGGCUUGUUGAAGUAUGCUCUGCCUGCGGCGUGGACAACACCAACACCACAAUCUACACUCACCUCAAUCUUUGGACGUGCCCGCGCAGGUAUUCUGCAGAGUCGCUGGGGCCGCAGUAUUGUCGGCGGAUGUAUGUUUGUGCUCUUAAAGGACGCACUGGUCCUUUACUGCCGGUGGAAACUGGCUCAAGGACACCGCCGCCGCAAGGUCCUGAAUUAUGAGCAAGCCAAGAAGCAUCUCAGCACAAGACGCUCUGCUGAAUAG
Messenger RNA from Penicillium paradoxum, 1515 nucleotides. Its product is annotated as RING finger domain protein. Gene Ontology annotation, molecular function: zinc ion binding. The record is from RefSeq and is a predicted model, not a curated record. NCBI's taxonomy places the organism in Eukaryota, Fungi, Ascomycota, Eurotiomycetes, Eurotiales, Aspergillaceae. The transcript has a single exon. Bases 1 to 1515 code for a protein of 504 amino acids.